AUGGCACACUACCGCAUUUACAUUUUGGCACGUAUUCUGUGGAAAUCAGUCUUGUCUUGUUCAUCCACAUCUUCUUCGCGAAACUUCCUCUUGCAACACCAUCUCCAUCGACACCACCGUGCAAAUCUCACCCAACAAAAACGAUGA
Molecule: messenger RNA, 147 nt
Organism: Ramularia collo-cygni
Lineage: Eukaryota; Fungi; Ascomycota; Dothideomycetes; Mycosphaerellales; Mycosphaerellaceae
Exons: 2
Coding region: 1-147 (48 amino acids)
Source: RefSeq, a predicted model, not a curated record